CAGCAAGCUACAGCAACACAAGGAUAUGCUUAACAAGCGCAACAUGGAGGUGACCAUGAUGGACAAGCGUAUUGGGGACCUCAGAGAGCGUCUCUACAAGAAAAAAGCAGAGCUUGGCCGAAUGAGUGGUCCUCCCUCCCCUCAGCCCACCCCAGGCAGUUCCGGGCGAGUGGCAGCAGUCUGUCCCUACAUCCAGGUCCCAGUGCCCGGGCGUCAGGAAGGAGGCUACAGUUUACCGCCUGAUCCCCUGAAGCCACAGUCUCUCUCCACCUCUGCUACAAUCAACCAUGCUCGCUCCAAGUCAGGUCAGUCUUUCAUCCUCUACUUUUGCAUUUGUUGCCUUCCAGGACUGUAAUAAAAAAAAACUACAGGAAUUCUGGAGGUUUGUCCAAAGAAUGCUUCGUUGAGAACACUCUUGUUGCUCUCACACAGAAAACAUUCAUACA
This is a messenger RNA of Sinocyclocheilus anshuiensis, 446 nucleotides long. RefSeq names its product apoptosis-stimulating of p53 protein 1-like. NCBI's taxonomy places the organism in Eukaryota, Metazoa, Chordata, Actinopteri, Cypriniformes, Cyprinidae. The coding region runs from base 26 to 355 and encodes 109 amino acids. The transcript is spliced from 2 exons. Gene Ontology annotation, biological process: regulation of apoptotic process. The record is from RefSeq and is a predicted model, not a curated record. Gene Ontology annotation, molecular function: p53 binding. Gene Ontology annotation, cellular component: nucleus.